Molecule: messenger RNA, 549 nt
Organism: Rotaria sp. Silwood2
Lineage: Eukaryota; Metazoa; Rotifera; Eurotatoria; Philodinida; Philodinidae
Source: the annotation of a GenBank genome assembly
AUGAAUUUAAUUCCUUUUCUAAUAGGUACUUACAUGGCCGUUCAUCGAUGUGUUCUUGCUGCUCGUUCAAAUACUUUUUCUGCUAUUAUGUCGGGCAAUUACAGUCGACUUGAUCCUGAUAUAAAAAAAGGACUUAAAACAUCUGGGAAGAAUAAUAAAUUAGUAAUUUCUAUUGAUAAAACUCUUCCCGAAAUAAUGAAACAAGUUAUUAUAUUUAUGUAUACAGCUGAAUGUGAACUAAAUGAACGUAAUGCAUAUGGCCUUCUUGAUGCUGCUGCCCGAUAUGAUAUUAAAAGUUUAAAAGAAUAUACUUCUCAAUUUCUUGUUAAUCAUAUUAACAAAAAUAAUGUGUUGAGGUUAAUAGAAUCCGCAUAUGUAUACAAUAAUUUAUUACUUAAACACAAAUGUAUUGAUUAUUUUAUUGAUAACGGCAAGGAAGUGAUGGAUACAAAUGAAUCGUGGGGGCGCUUCUCUAAUAACUGCAAAGGGAUUGUUGCUGAUCUUCUUUAUUGGACUGUUCAUAAAGACGAACACCGACAACAAAUAUAA